Messenger RNA from Bubalus bubalis (water buffalo), 9259 nucleotides. It is a transcript of the gene PDE3A, whose product is annotated as phosphodiesterase 3A. Gene Ontology annotation, cellular component: cytosol. Gene Ontology annotation, molecular function: 3',5'-cyclic-AMP phosphodiesterase activity. The transcript is spliced from 16 exons. The record is from RefSeq and is a predicted model, not a curated record. NCBI's taxonomy places the organism in Eukaryota, Metazoa, Chordata, Mammalia, Artiodactyla, Bovidae. Bases 3047 to 5500 code for a protein of 817 amino acids. Gene Ontology annotation, biological process: positive regulation of oocyte development; oocyte maturation.
UUAAGAUUGACUGGUUUGAUUUCCUUGCUGUCCAAGAGACUCUCAAGUAUCUUCUCCAGUACCACAGUUUGAAAGCAUCAAUUCUUCACACUCAGCCUUCUUUAUGGAGUGCCUACUAUGUGCCAGCCUAUUGUAAGCAUUUCAGAUAUCAAUUAGCAAGUAUAUAAAUCUUCUGUUCACUUUCAGUUUCAUUCUAGUAGAUCACAUCUCAGUUGGAAUCAGUCCUAUGAGGUAAGUGUCACAGGCGACGGUGCAACCUCAGAGCAAAGCCAAGAGUAGUGUGGCAAGUGGUUGUAGACAAAGCAGUGGGUCAUCAUGGAGGCCCUUUGAGGUCAUGUUGAGAACUUUAUUCUGGUCCAGAGGCAACAUCUUAGAGGAGGGCCAUGAUCUGGCCUGCUCUUCAGAAGAGUAACAUGAGACAUAGACUGUAGCUGGACAAGGGCAAACAUGUGCUUGUAGUUUGAAUACAUCAAAUGUAUUUCUGUUUCACAGGGGUGAGAGGGAGGCUCAUGGGGGAGGGGAUACACACACACACACACACACACACACACACCCCCUUAUUGCUGAUUCAGGUUGCAUAGCAGAAACUAACAGAACAUUGUAAAGCAGUUAUCCUCCAAAUAAAUAAAUAUGUACAUAUGAAAAUGUGUUUCUAUUUCAAAGGGAAUUUCAUGUCAAAAGUUUGAGCCAAUCAGGUCUUGCUAGAGUGUAAGAAAUACAACAGAACAGCAGGGAGGUGCCGAAGAAAGGUUGUUUACUUGGGUACAUGAGUGUCUGCCUUGGACUUUGAGAAUAUGUUUAAGGCAGGAUAGAGUUUUUAGCUCAGGCUGAGUCAGAGUGUGAAGGUGGGGAGUCCAGUAACCUGCAGAGUUGUGUGUGUCAUUUACAAAACUUGCUGUUUCAAUCUAGAAUGUAAAUGUAACCUUUUUAUCCCUUCAAGUAUGUCACCAAAAAUUCUCGUAUUUGGAAGUAUGCCUUGAUCUCUUGAAAAAGGCCAUGGAGGGUAGAAAUAAUUGUAAAAUACCAGGUAUUUCAGGGGAUGGUUCAAUCUCCCAGUUCAGGAAACGCAGACUGCGGUAUAUUCACAGCUUUCCUAGGUACUCUUGGGGUCUCUAAUUCACCAAUGGCUUUUAAUUUUUUUUUUCCUAGAAGAAAAGACCUUUCUGAAUGUCAGUAGAUCCCAAAGCAAAAGGGAAUUAAUUUCUCUCUCUUCACUUUCACCACAUUACAUGGAUCUGAUGUCUAGAAGAUUUUUCUCACAUACAAAACUACAGUGUAGUGGAAAUAUAUGUGUGUGUGUAUAUAUACAUCACUGAAUCACUUUGGUGUACACCUGAAACUAAUACAACAUUGUAAAUCAGCUAUACUUCAAUAAAAAAAGAACAAAAUAACUCCGAGAAUGUUGGAGUUCAUUUGGGAAUAUUCAUAUUUUAUAUUUACUUAAAAUAUCUAUGCCUAUCGUGGAGAAGGAAAUGGCAAUCCCCUCCAGUAUUCUUGCCUGGGAAAUCCCAUGGACAGAGAAGCCUGGCAGGCUACAUGUCAUAGGGUCUCAAAGAGUUGGACCUGACCAAACAACUAAACAACAACAAUGUGUGCCUAUAAUACAUAGCAGGUGAAUAUAACACAGAGACUACUAUUUCAUUACUUCUUCUUGUGUGCUACACACAAACACUUGUUCAAUUUCUUGUUGUUACCUUGUUCCAACCUGACCCACAGGGUGUUUUAACUUCUUUUUGAAUCUGCCUUGUCCCUCCCUGUGUGUGAGCAGUAUUCUCUCUUGUCACCUGUUAGCAAUGCUCCUUCAAGGCUCAGCUGAGAUAAUUACUUCCUCUUGGAGUGUUUCCACAUUCCCAAACUCAAGUUGAAUGUUAUUGCUCUGGAAUCAUGGGCAUCCUCUGUGCUUAUCAGAUGAGUUCUCAUACGGAACUGGAAUGGCUCCCAUGGACUAAGUUGUGCAAAGGCAAGAAUGGUCCCUGACUUGUCCAUGAUUCUUGCUCCUGAUGCCUGGUUUCAUGUAUGGAACACGGCAAUCCAUAAAUAUCUGUGUGUAAUUGAAUCAAAAUACUUAAAAAAAAAUUUGGAGUCAGUUGUUUUAAUAUAGAAGUUCCCGCCCCCCCCACCCCCCGCCUUAUCUGGUCAUCAAGUUAGUGGUAUUAGUAUUGAAGUCAACUUUGACAUUUGCCUGUCAUCCAUUCAUUAAAUUAUUCACCAAGUUUUGACAGUUUUCUUAUGCAGUGUCUCUCUGAAUCCUCUUCUCAUGUCCUAAUUAAGGUCCUUGUUUUCUUUGUGGGUAAAAUAAGUUGGGAAAAUGCUGGUUAAGGAGUUAGUAGUUUGGUUAUCAUGGAACUUGACAAAACCUUUAAUGAAGGAGCAUUGUAAAUUUCUACGGGAAGAAUAUGGAGUAGAGCAUUUCCUACGUUUAUUUGAUCAGAGAAUCAUCUUUAGUCUCAGAGCAUCUGAUGUGGUUAAUGAUCGGCAGAACUUACCUGGGGAAAUGCUGGAAGAGACUGAAAAGGAGCAAGCUACCCAUCAAGGGCUCGGAGUCUUUUGGCUUUAACUUAACGGCUAUCAUUCGCCAUAGACAGCAAACACGUGGAAAGGAAGUAUGCCUGACUCCUGCCACUGAUGACCUGGCUGACUCCUGCCACUGAUGACCUCUGACCUCACAUUCCCUCAGCAGCUUGUACCAGUUUACCUUGUUUAGGUAAUAGGCUCUGAAUAUGGAAUCAUGCGCCUUAUUCACCAGUGAAGAAAGUAGCAUGUGUACUUAAUCGUGUCCGACUCUGUGACCCCAUGGACUGUAGUCCGCCAAGCUCCUCUGUCCAUGGGAUUUCUCUGGCAAGAAUACUGGAGUGGGUUGUGAUUUUCUCCUCCAAGGGAUCUUCCCUGACCCAGAGAUCAAACCUGUACCUCCUCAUCUCUUGCAUCAGCAGGUGGAUUAUUUACCACUUGAGCCAUCUGGGAAGCCGAUUCUCCAGCUAAAGACCCUGCUUUUUCUUCUCAUGGCACUUGUGGACUGCCUGCUUUCCUUGGUGCUGUCUUGCUCAUGGGGCAUUCAGAAUGGGACCACAAACGAGGGCCACGAGGAUCACAGUCUUCAGGAACCAGCAUCACUGUGGAUAUUGCCGUGAUGGGCGAGGCUCACGGCCUCAUCACUGACCUCCUGGCAGACCCUUCUCUGCCCCCCAACGUGUGCACGUCACUGAGGGCAGUGAGCAACCUCCUCAGCACUCAACUCACCAUCCAGGCCAUUCACAAGCCCAGGGUGAACCCCAUCGUGUCCUUCAGUGAAAACUACACCUGCUCUGAUUCUGAAGAAAGCUCUGAAAAGGACAAGCUGGCUAUACCCAAGCGCCUGAGGAGGAGUUUGCCCCCCGGUUUGCUGAGACGAGUUUCAUCAACUUGGACCACCACCACAUCUGCCACAGGUCUGCCCACUUUGGAGCCUGCCCCUGUCCGGAGGGACCGUAGUGCCAGCAUCAAGCUGCAUGAAGCACCUUCAUCCAGUGCUAUUAAUCCAGAUUCUUGGAAAAACCCAGUGAUGAUGACUCUCACCAAAAGCAGAUCCUUCACUUCAUCCUACGCUGUUUCUGCCUCUAACCAUGUAAAGGCUAAAAAGCAAAAUCGACCAGGUUCCCUUGUGAAAAUUUCACCUCUUUCCUCACCCUGUUCCUCACCUCUCCACGGGACCCCUGCCAGCAGCCCGGUCAGCAAAGUUUCUGCAGUGCAGUUCCCAGAGUCUUCCGACGCAACUGCCAAAUCAGGCCUAAGUUCUCACCGGGCCUUAAGUUACACACAGAGCGCCCCUGAUCUUUCUCCUCAGAUCCUGAAUCCACCUGUUAUAUGCAGCAGCUGUGGCAGACCAUAUUCCCAGGGGACUUCUGCCGAUGGGCCCCUGGAAAGAAGCGGGGCAGCCAUUCGGACACCAACCAGAACAGAUGACAUCACUCAAGUUACCUCUGAUUAUGAAACCAAUAACAACAGUGAUAGCAGUGAUAUUGUACAGAAUGAAGAUGAGACUGAGGGCCCCAGAGAGGCUCUGAGAAAGACGUCAUCUUGCAGCACCUAUGCUCCGGAGACCAUGAUGUUCCUGGAAAAACCAAUUCUUGCUCCUGAACCUCUUGUCAUGGACAACUUGGACUCAAUUAUGGAACAACUGAAUACUUGGAAUUUUCCAAUUUUUGAUUUGGUGGAAAAAAUAGGAAGAAAAUGUGGCCGUAUUCUUAGUCAGGUAUCAUACAGACUUUUUGAAGACAUGGGCCUCUUUGAAGCUUUUAAAAUUCCAGUUAGGGAAUUCAUGAAUUAUUUUCAUGCUUUGGAGACUGGCUACAGGGAAAUUCCUUACCACAACAGAAUCCAUGCCACGGAUGUCUUACAUGCUGUUUGGUAUCUCACGACACAACCUAUUCCAGGCCUCUCAACUGUGAUUAAUGAUCACGGAUCAGCAAGCGAUUCAGAUUCUGACAGUGGAUUUACACAUGGCCAUAUGGGAUAUGUAUUCUCAAAAAUGUAUAAUGUGCCUGAUGAUAAAUACGGAUGUUUGUCUGGAAAUAUCCCUGCCUUGGAGUUGAUGGCCUUGUAUGUGGCUGCAGCCAUGCAUGACUAUGAUCACCCGGGAAGGACUAAUGCUUUCCUGGUUGCAACGAGCGCCCCUCAGGCGGUGCUCUACAAUGAUCGCUCAGUCUUGGAGAAUCAUCAUGCGGCUGCUGCAUGGAACCUUUUCAUGUCCCGGCCAGAAUAUAACUUCUUAGUUAACCUUGACCAUGUGGAAUUUAAGCAUUUCCGUUUCCUUGUCAUUGAAGCAAUUCUGGCCACUGACCUGAAGAAACACUUCGACUUUGUUGCCAAAUUUAAUGCCAAGGUGAAUGAUGAAGUUGGAAUAGAUUGGACCAAUGAAAAUGAUCGUCUACUGGUUUGUCAAAUGUGUAUAAAGUUGGCUGAUAUCAAUGGGCCAGCUAAGAGUAAAGAGCUCCAUCUUCAGUGGACGGAGGGUAUUGUCAAUGAAUUUUAUGAACAGGGUGAUGAAGAGGCCAGCCUUGGGUUACCAAUAAGCCCCUUCAUGGACCGUUCCGCUCCUCAGUUGGCCAACCUUCAGGAAUCCUUCAUCUCACACAUCGUGGGUCCUCUGUGCAACUCCUACGAUUCAGCAGGACUGAUGCCAGGGAAAUGGGUGGAAGACGGCAAUGAGUCAGGAGACACGGAUGACCCAGAAGAGGAGGAGGAGGAAGCACCAAAUGAAGAGGAAACCUGUGAAAAUAAUGAAUCUCCAAGAAAGAAAAUUUUCAAAAGGAGGAAAGUCUACUGUCAAAUUACUCAGCACCUCCUGCAGAACCACAAGAUGUGGAAGAAAGUCAUUGAGGAGGAACAGCGGUUGGCGGGCAUAGAGGACCAGUCCCCCCAGCAGCAUCCCUCAGAACAGAUCCAGGCCAUCAGGGAAGAAGACGAAGAAAAGGGGAAGCAGAAAGGAGAGGAGACCCCAGCCCCAAAGCCAAACCAGUGACAAUGGAUAGAAUGAGCUAUGUUUCCAAACAGAGUUACUUGUCACACAGACUCUUUUCAAGCCAGCACAAUACUUAGACACAACACUGUAGAAAUACAAGAAGAUGGGCAAAUGGCUACGGCAUUUUGGGAUUCUUCGCAUUUUAUGUGUUUAUUUUUACAGUGAGGUACAUGACUUAAAAAACUCUCGCUCAGAGAAGCUUUCACAUUGUAACACCAGCUUCCAAGGAUUUUUUUUUUUUUAAAGAAAGAAGUAUAUAUGUGUGUGUGUAUAUAAGCUCUCACGUAGAUCCAUGUAAAACAUAUUCACAGACACACAUGCAAACAGACACACUGAAAGCUGGGAUUCCCGGCCCCACAAUUUAGUAACAUUCAUAUUAAGAUAUAUAGUGGUCACUGUGAUAUAAUAAAUCAUAAAGGAAAACAAAUGAAGGAAAACAAAUCACAAAGGAGAUGGUGCGGCUUAGCCCAGAAGCAGUUCAGCAAAUGAAGUUAUGACUAAGGAGCGUUUGCUCUUAGUCCUGAGGGAUGAAAGCUCCAGAGCAUUGUUUGAAUUCUGAUACAUCCUGCCAACAUUGUAUGCGUGUGUGUGUGAGAGAGAGACAGAAGUGAUGCUCAGGUGUAUGUGCGUUUGUGUGCACUAAAGAGAGAAUUGGCUUUGGUGGUUCACAGCAUGGCUGCAGCAGAGGACUCAGCACUGGUGAACAAACAGGAUGAAGUGCACUCUGGAGUGUCUCCGCCUCUAUCUGGUUUCAGUAGAAGCCCCUCUGCAGACGGAGGGAAUUAGCAGAAUGAGGGAGGGACAGGGCCACAGGUCUGGUUCUCCUGCCGUCACCAGCCUUAAGCCCGGAAGACUGAGGCAUUUUCCAGUCUAGUCGCCGAAUGAAUGUAUACGAGCUGUUUGUGAGUAUGUCUGCCAUUCACCUAAGAUCAAUUUGCCAUGGAAGGGGAUGGCAUUCUUUACACAGAAACACCUCAGAAGGAGCUGGAGUCAGGUCUUUUCAUCAGGUGAGAAUUCUAAAAGGUAGCCAGAGAAGACCUGGGAAACGACUCUUCACUGGGCUCUCCCAUGUCUUAAUUUGCUGCAAAAUGUGUGGUAGGAAAAGAAAGGAAGGAAGGCAAACAGAAACCCACUCUGGGAUAGACGGUGAGAGAUGAAGGGGAAAUUUUUCAACCUAGGGUUUGGUAUUUAUUGACAUAGUGAAAGCCUGAUUCUUGGCGGCUGUUGAAGGUUGACUUUUAGUUGGCUAAAGUUGCACGGACAACCCUGUUGUAUUCCAUGAGGGGUGUGAUGGGGUGGCUUGUAUCUGCAGCCUGGCCCAUUGUCAUGUUUCUUUUGGCAGGGAGGACUUGAGAGGGAUUUGGGGGAUUGGGCCUAUCAUUGAAAGUCUUUUUUUUGUUUGUUUUUGGUUUGUUUAUCUACACUUGUUUAUGUUGUGAGCCAAACCUCUAUUUAAAAAAGUUGAUACUCACUUUCAAUAUUUUAUUUCAUAUUAUUAUAUAUUUGUCAUUAAUAGUUAUCUUGAUGUAAAUAUAAAGAUUUGUGUUUCUGUAGAUAGUUAACUUUUUUUUUAAGGGAAAAGGGAAACAUUUUUAUAAAGUUCUAUUUUAAUCACCAUUUUUAUACAUUGUAGCUAUCUCCAAACCCAGUAAGAGUGAUGGUUCAUUUGCAUGAGGUCUAUGAACACCCACUCAUCUACCUGUUCUAAUUUAAAUAAUCAUCUGAUACAGUUAUUUUAUGCCAAUUAAAUGAGGAUGCUGCAAACAACGUUUUUUCACUAGUAAGUAACUUCCGGUAACUCUUGGAUCCGUGUCUCCCAAGCAAAAGACCAUCUUAAUCCCGAAUGUUUAUAAUCAGUGUCCCUUUCUUCCCAAGACUUUUUGCUCCUAACUUUUCCUUCAGUACAGCACUAUAUUCAAGCCUGUUCAUCAUCUAAACAACCUUAGCUUCAAGUAAAUCUAACUUGUAAUUUCUACUUUUUAUUUCCUCUGAAAUCAUAGAAAAGAGUGUUUACAUUGAAAUGCCUUUGUUUCUCACUAAUGGAUACUCUUCCCUUCUAAAGCAAUGAUUAUACAAUAAUCCAUGGCAUUCUUAAAGUAAGGCAAAGAUAGUACAUUCAAACAUAAAGUUUCAAGGCAACUUUCCCAAUAAGUAGUAAAAUAUGAAAAUGAUCAAAUGGAUGUAGGUUCUACCUAAAUGAGAUUUUUUUUUUUUUAGUCAAUACCAGGUCUUCAUUAUUUAGGACUUACUGAGUAUUUUCCCCCUUGUAUUGCCUGUGUGUCCUUAUGUUUGCAAAACUUACUGUGAGUCAAAUACAUUUCCCAAGCAAAUUUAACUAUUUUCCUUUCGUUGCAAAUAACAGAAGGAUUUAGAAAAGCACUUAUAUUCACAUACCUCUUGUAUCUAAUUACUUAACAAAGUUAAUCUUUUCCCCUGCUCCAAAUACCAUAAAUAUAAAAGUCAAGGGGAAAAAAAGGUGUUGAGCAAGUUGAAUGGCAGCAAAAUACUUCUAAAUUCAUAACCGUGUAUUGGUGGUUUCAUCAAAGCUCAGUAACCCCAGCUAGGAGCCAACCUGGCUGCCAGAGUAGACGUCUAAGCACGUGGCCUGAUUUUCAUUUUGUUUAAAGUACGUGAAAUAAUGAUAGCUGAAGCAGUUAGAACCUCUUCAUUCCAGAACUGUGCUCAUCAGUCCAGGCAGAUUAACCAUUUGUUCUUCCAAGAUAAAUUGCCCAUGUGUUAAAGCUAAAAGUCAGUUCAAAAAACGGAAUGGCGAUUCAUCAAGUGUGUAACUUUCAUACUACCCCUACCUACAUCCCAAAGGAUGCCGAGGGACAUGAAAAGAUACUUUCUGCUAGUGAUGGUCUCCCUGUCCUUGGCGACAGCAAUAUUACAGUGUUCCCUUCCAGCUCCAAAGCUUACUUCCUGUGGUGCCAGUGUAUUUGUUGCAAUUUACUACAUUUUUAUAUGAGCCUAAUUAUAGGUGCCAUUAGAUAAACUCAGGUCUUACAAAUGAAGGAAUGUCUAGCCCUCUUACGGAAAAGGAGAAUUGUAUGGACAGCCAUGAAGUUAAUGGUAGGAAAAGUAGGAAUUGGUGACCUUGAUGCUUGUGGUCGCUCUCUGUUCAGUAAAAGACCAGGUAUACUAAAUGUGUCACCAAUAUCAUUUCCUGCAAGCUGAUAGAAUGUCUUUCUGGUUAUCAAUCUAAGCCAACCCUGAGGAUAUAUUGUUUCAUUGGUGAAAACACCACUUUAGCAUGUUUUUAAACUAUAAUUUGUUUUUGUAAUUUACGUAAGACCUGGUUUUGCUCUUAGUCGAAAAUGAAGACAGUAGCUCUGUACAGGGAUUUAUCUAUGUUGGUCUUCAUCUGAGAAGUGAAGGAAUUUCCUCAUGUUAUGUUUAAGAAAAUAUCUACUUUCUAAACACAAAAAUCCCCAUUAUGUCUGUUCUGUUUUGAUGGAAUUCCUGAACAAAUCCUAACCAUUGCAGUCCCAGUAAAACUAAAGAUAAGGCAUUGUAUUGUAUGUCAAGUAGGCUUCAUUGCACGUAUGUAUUGUCAUUUCCUCACGCCCUUGCCUCUCUACGAUUUGCAGUGUCCCGUGUCACCUUCCCAGAGAACUUUCAUUGAAGGUAAAAGCUGUGCAAAAGGCAUGAGACUCAGGCCUAUUCUUUUGUCUAAAUGAUGAAAAAAAUAUAAAUUAUUUUCUAAGUAAUAAAUAUAUGAAAAUUAUCAUUGUAAAUAAAGUCUAAAGUUUGAAACAA